This is a messenger RNA of Paramuricea clavata, 372 nucleotides long. Lineage: Eukaryota; Metazoa; Cnidaria; Anthozoa; Malacalcyonacea; Plexauridae. The record is from the annotation of a GenBank genome assembly.
AUGAAAGCCAAUGAUCAAAACGCAUUUCAGAACACUUGUUUACUCAUAUGCACCGAAACAAGUUACCAGAUCCAGAGCAUUAUUGACGUACAAAGGUUUAGCAGUUACCAGAAGCUUAUUACUGUUACAUCAAUGGUUUUACGAUUUAUUCUACGAGUGAAGAAAGCCCAUUUAAGAGUCAAAGAGAAUAAGAACUCUGAAGCUGAAAUCGCAGAAAUUUUAUGGUUUAAACAAAUCCAAUUAGAUCUUCCAAAUCACCCUUCGUUUGAAAUGUGGAAAAAACAGUUUGGAUUAUUCUGGGAUAAGAAUGGAAUGGAUUAUUCUGGGAUAAGAAUGGAAUCAUCAAGUGCAAGGGAAGAAUUUCGAAAGUGA